Quercus robur (English oak) is the source of this 1479-nucleotide messenger RNA. Its product is annotated as transcription factor MYB108. Bases 138 to 1166 code for a protein of 342 amino acids. The record is from RefSeq and is a predicted model, not a curated record. Lineage: Eukaryota; Viridiplantae; Streptophyta; Magnoliopsida; Fagales; Fagaceae. Gene Ontology annotation, molecular function: DNA-binding transcription factor activity; sequence-specific DNA binding. Gene Ontology annotation, cellular component: nucleus. The transcript is spliced from 3 exons. Gene Ontology annotation, biological process: regulation of DNA-templated transcription.
GUAUUAAUCUAACUCUCUCUCUCUCUCGCUCUCUUUCUUUCAUCUCUAUCUCUCUCUCUCUCAAGAAAACAAAACUCUUUAAAUCCAAUACAGAAACACCCUUUUGUUUCAAUCAAUAAGUUCCUCCAUUUGAGGUAAUGGAUGUUAAAGGAAGAGGCCGAAGCAUGAGUUCCACCAGUCAAAUCGAUGAAGAUAUGGACCUUAGGAGAGGUCCCUGGACUGUUGACGAAGACUUCACUCUCAUCAAUUACAUUGCUAAUCAUGGUGAAGGUCGCUGGAACUCUCUUGCUCGCUGUGCAGGUUUGAAACGAACUGGAAAGAGCUGCAGAUUAAGGUGGCUUAAUUAUCUACGCCCUGAUGUUCGACGUGGAAACAUAACCCUACAAGAGCAGCUUUUGAUUCUUGAGCUUCAUUCUCGUUGGGGAAACCGAUGGUCCAAAAUUGCACAACACUUGCCAGGGAGAACAGAUAAUGAGAUCAAAAACUAUUGGAGAACCCGUGUCCAAAAACAUGCCAAACAGCUCAAAUGUGACGUGAAUAGCAAGCAAUUCAAGGAUACCAUGAGGUACUUGUGGAUGCCAAGGCUGGUUGAGCGUAUUCAGGCCGCGACUGUUGCCCCAGCCAACACUUCCAUCGCCGCCACCACCACCACCACUGCUACCACUGAAGCAUGUUCAAAAGGUUCAUCCACCUCCACCACAACCACCAUCAACAACAACAGCAAUAAUUACCACAUAAACAAUAAUAACCUAGAUGUCCAAACUGGACAAAUGGUUUUACCACAUGGGGUUGCUAUUGGCCAUGACUUUAGGGGUGCACAAGUUACACCAAGUUACAACACCCCAGAAAAUUCUAGUAAUACUGGCUCAUCAGACUCGUUUGGGGCUCAGGUUUCACCUGUCUCGGACUUGACUGAUUAUUACAAUAUCCCGGUUAAUAACAACCCUAGUCUUGAAUGUUUCCAAGCUAGCCAGGUUGGGUACCAAGGCAGCCUUACUAGCCCAUCUGGGUACUUCAAUAAUGGAUUGGAUUUCCAAGCUAUGGAGCAGAGCAAUCAGUGGCUAGAUGGUGGGGACACAUCAGACAAUUUGUGGAAUGUUGAUGACUUGUGGUUUUUACAGCAGCAACUCAACAACAACAACAACAACAACAACAACAACAUUUGAAAUGUGAAAAAUAAGAAAAGAGAAGGUGGAAAGUGGAAUUUAUGUGUAGAGAACAAGAAGAGAAGGGAAAAAAAAAACAUGGGGAAAACGAAAAAAGUGAGAAUUAUGAAGCUAGAAUAAUUAAUUUAGGAUACUUAAUUAUAGAUUUGUGAAAGACAUAACCGAGAGGUCUAAUUGUGGAUUAUUCAGUUUGUACCUUGUUUUUCAUUUUUCAUUUUUUCUUUCUUUCUAUUUGUGGGGUGGGGAAAUUUGUAAUUUGAGGUUUUUUACAAUCUCAUUCUUUGAAAUUGACCGUGUAGUUUUUUUUUUUUUU